Messenger RNA from Clunio marinus, 267 nucleotides. The record is from the annotation of a GenBank genome assembly. Lineage: Eukaryota; Metazoa; Arthropoda; Insecta; Diptera; Chironomidae.
AUGAAAGCUUUUGCAUUUGAAGGUGUCGAUGCAAUCUUCAUGUGCGUCAUUAAAGAUCAUAAAUAUUUCAAGCAAAUUUAUAAAUUUCUCAUCUUUACUCAAAAAACACAUUUGCAAAUUGAUUUGAAGCGCUUUGGAGCGAAAUAUCAAUUGAGAAAAUUGGAACAAUCAAUAAACGUCUGUAAAACUCAUUUGAACUUAAAAAAUGUCUCGUAUCAACUUCUUUUGAUGUUUGCAGCUAGUAAAAUCUGGUUCAGGGAAGAAUAA